AUGCCUUCCAACGCCCAACAGAGCAAUGCAGCGUCCAGCAUACCUACAGAUGCGAAGACAAACUUCCUGCACCAGUCCGAUGCCGAGUUCCUAGAAAAGCUUCGAUCUUUCGCCAAGUUCAAGGAACGCUCGCGCCAAACGCACCACCAAGUACACGUACCAGAACUUACCGCGCGUCUUCAACUCGAUACCCCGUUACCUACACCGAGCGAAGAUGCUUCUCCCCCCGCACUAGACGCGCCCGUACCAAACCUCUCAAACACAUGCCCCAUCAACGUCGUCUACCUCGGCAACUCCAUGCUCGAGCGCUUCAAAACCAGCGGCAUCACCACGGACAUCGGCAAGCUCGGAGACACUGGAGUCGCAUUCAACGCCGGCGUAGGCGGCGACAGCAACCAAAACGUCGCAUACCGACUCACAGAGGGUCUCUACGACAUGCUCAAGGCGGCGAAGAAAGACGUAUGCGACAUCAAACUCUGGAUCCUGGCUUCCGGGACGAACAAUCUACAGAAGAAGCGUGCGUUCCGGAAACAGGAUGUGGAGAGCUGGAGAGUGUUGGUGGAGGCUUGCCUGAGGAUUGCGCCGGGGAGUAAGGUGUUGGCGUGCGAUAUGUUGUAUAGACUGGAUAUACCUGAUGCGAUUGUGGAUCAGAAUAAUGAUCUGCUCAAGGAGGUCGCUGGAGAGAUCAACGAGGCACUUCGGGUUGAGCGGUUGGAGAAAGAGAAAGAGUCGCAGACGGUUGAAGUACAAGAUGAAGGGGAUCGCGAGGACAGAGUGAAGUGGGAUGAAACGAGGCACCUUUUCAGCGGGGACAUGUUUGACGACCAUGUGCAUCUGAAUGAGGAGGGCUAUUGGUUUUGGGAUUUGUUGUUAUGGCCGCUUGUGGCCAACGUGUUGGGCGUCCCAAUCCAGAAGAAUGAUUAG
This is a messenger RNA of Alternaria ethzedia, 924 nucleotides long. RefSeq lists its product as uncharacterized. The transcript has a single exon. NCBI's taxonomy places the organism in Eukaryota, Fungi, Ascomycota, Dothideomycetes, Pleosporales, Pleosporaceae. Bases 1 to 924 code for a protein of 307 amino acids. The record is from RefSeq and is a predicted model, not a curated record.